CCCGAGCUAGACCAGCCCUUUCUCUGUCCCAAUUCCCAACGGCCAAUCAAAUCACGACUGCCCUGGGUUCGCCGUCAUUUCUUCGUUAGUCGGCGGCGAUGUGACUCCCGUGGGCCGUGUUCGACGGUCAUUCCUUGACAAAGCCAAAAAGAACACCAGAGCAAUAUAACAGUGACAGGGCAGAGGGUGAGAGUUGGAGGGAACUGUGGGAAAGGUGGGAACGGUGAUUCGGUCAAUUGGACGCUCCGUCAUCUCCCACUGAAGUCAAUUCCAGUCUUUCUAUUACCUUCCCCACUUCUCUCUCGCUCAGAGCAAUUCUCCUUCAAUGUUGAGCUUGAGAUCUUCAGGGAAUUUGGGAUUUUGGUUCUGAUUCAAGUCGGUUCUCUGCUGUCGAAGGCCCUUCCAUCAUGUUAUCCAACCAUAUCCAGAACGGCAUGGAAACAGCGAAGCUUGCCUGGUCUCGAUUACCGAACUCGGAGGAAGCUGAAGUUCAUGGUGGAGCAGACUUCACGAGUACGAGUGAUGGUAACGGCGCUGAGAGUCUCGACUAUGAAGUUAUUGAGAAUUACGCCUACAGGGAAGAACAGGCGCAAAGAGGGAAGUUCUUAAGUGGAUAUUAUGUGGUCCUGAAAUGGCUCCUUGCGUUGCUGAUCGGUAUCGGAACUGGAUUAGCUGCUAUUUUUAUUAAUAUUGCUGUUGAGAACUUUGCUGGAUGGAAGUUCUCGGCAACUUUUUCCAUAAUACAAACUUCAUACUUGGCGGGAUUUGUGGUGUACAUACUACUCAACUUGGUUUUAGUCUUUUCAUCUGUAUUUAUCAUCACACAAUUUGCACCAGCCGCAGCAGGAUCUGGUAUUCCUGAAAUUAAGGGGUAUUUGAACGGAGUUGAUACACAUGGUAUCCUUCUUUUCAGAACAUUGAUUGGAAAGAUACUUGGAAGCAUUGGUUCAGUGGGAGGCGGUCUUGCUCUUGGCAAAGAAGGCCCUCUUGUCCACACAGGUGCUUGUAUUGCAUCUUUGCUUGGAAAAGUUGGAUCUACGAAAUAUCAUCUAAGAUCAAGGUGGCUCCAAGUAUUCCAGAGUGAUCGUGAUUGUCGUGAUCUUGUAACCUGUGGAUGUGCAGCUGGAGUUGCUGCUGCAUUUAGAGCUCCAGUUGGUGGUGUGUUAUUUGCACUUGAAGAGGUUACAUCUUGGUGGAGGAGUCAACUUAUGUGGCGUGUCUUUUUCACAUCUGCUGUUGUGGCUGUCGUGAUUCGUACUGCCAUGACCUGGUGUGGAAGUGGAAAGUGUGGACAUUUUGGGUCUGGAGGCUUCAUAAUCUGGGAUGUUUCUGGUGGUCAAGAGGACUACUCGUUUGAGGAAUUAUUGCCAAUGGCUUUCAUUGGGGUGAUUGGAGGUCUUCUUGGGGCCUUAUUUAAUCAGCUUACUCUUUACAUAACUCGUUGGCGUCGACAAUAUUUGCAUAAGAAAGGGAAUAGAGUGAAGAUUAUUGAAGUCUGCCUUGUCUCUCUGUUAACAUCAACCAUUUCCUUUGGAUUACCACUUCUAAGAAAAUGCAGUCCAUGCCCAGAGUCAGAAGCUAAUUCUGGUAUGGAAUGCCCGCGCCCACCAGGAAUGUAUGGAAAUUAUGUGAGGGUAAGCUUUCAAGUUCUAACUGGGUUCGUUUGUCUUUUAUAUCAAGGGUAAAUGCUCGAGACUUCA
Molecule: messenger RNA, 1700 nt
Organism: Macadamia integrifolia
Lineage: Eukaryota; Viridiplantae; Streptophyta; Magnoliopsida; Proteales; Proteaceae
Product: chloride channel protein CLC-d-like
Exons: 11
Coding region: 408-1685 (425 amino acids)
Biological process (GO): transmembrane transport; chloride transport
Cellular component (GO): intracellular membrane-bounded organelle; membrane
Molecular function (GO): voltage-gated chloride channel activity
Source: RefSeq, a predicted model, not a curated record